Messenger RNA from Trichoderma virens Gv29-8, 949 nucleotides. RefSeq lists its product as uncharacterized. The transcript is spliced from 2 exons. Gene Ontology annotation, biological process: cytochrome c-heme linkage. Gene Ontology annotation, cellular component: mitochondrion. Gene Ontology annotation, molecular function: holocytochrome-c synthase activity. NCBI's taxonomy places the organism in Eukaryota, Fungi, Ascomycota, Sordariomycetes, Hypocreales, Hypocreaceae. The coding region runs from base 107 to 949 and encodes 280 amino acids. The record is from RefSeq and is a predicted model, not a curated record.
CUCCCAGCUCCCGUCGCAACUACAUUUCGCUCUUUACAAUCCCAAUUUAGAUCGGAUCGCAAUCGAAUCAUCUCAUACAAUACAGAAUCAAGCAUCAGCUUCAACCAUGGCAGAAGACGCCUGUCCCGUCGACCACAAAACCCGCGACGCCUGGCUCGCCCAAGCUCGCGCCGCCGAAGCCUCCAAACAGAACCAAACACACACCCAAGUCGACCCAUCUCAGGCAUCCAAAUGCCCCGUCGAUCACUCCUCCAAGAAGCCUUCCUCCUCCUGGACCCAGACAAUCUCCUCCUACAUCUGGUCCUCUCCCUCCCCCGCCGCAAACCUCCCCGCAGACCACCCCGCGAUAUCUUCUUCUUCAACAACGCCAUCCGGCCUCGAGACCUCCCGCGUAACAUCUACCAUCCCCCGCUCCUUUGCGAAUUCGGAUGAAUGUCCCGUCGACCAUGGCGCUUCUGCGAAUCCGUCUAAUGCGGAGGUCGAGUCUGGUGUGGAUGCUUCUGGGAACUGGGUUUAUCCCUCGGAGAAGAUGUUCUUCGAGGCGAUGAAGCGCAAGGGCUAUGAUGCGCGCGAGGUGGACAUGAAGACGGUUGUGCCCAUCCACAAUGCCGUCAAUGAGCGCGCAUGGCAGCAGAUUAAAGAAUGGGAAGCUCCCUACCUGGCCGACUCAAAAUGUGACGGUCCCAAGCUCUCCUCCUUUGCCAACAAAAGCACCCGCAUGACUCCAACAGCCCGCAUCAACACCAUCCUCGGCUACACCGCGCCCUUCGACCGCCACGACUGGGUCAUCGACCGCUGCGGCACUCGCGUCGACUACGUCAUUGACUUUUACGCUGGACGGCCUGGUGGCACGGCUGGAGGCCCGAGCUUCUAUCUCGAUGUCAGGCCGAAGCUGAAUACCUUGGAGGGAGUCAAGAUGCGGGUUAUGAGGUGGACGGGUUUGGCUUAA